GCGACGAUUGUGGCGAUUGUGGUGCUUGUGAUACUAAUUCAUUAACAUCUUCCUCCCUAUGUACUCCAAUUUGGUAUCCAUUUUUAUAAACUUAUAUAAGAUUAGUACACAGUUACCAAUAAAAACAACAAAGUGCGAAAUUAAAACAAUUACUUCCUUUAUAAUUGGUUUUGAUAAUCUAAUUUGCCAAAGGAUAAAAUUCUCAAGAGCUUGCCUCAUUGUCUCAACCUCCUAAGUGGGCAUAGAGACUCAAGUAGUGGCUUCUCAAACAUCUACAACCACCACCCUCAUUAUAUCAAUUGUGAUGGUUUCAUGGUGUAUGGUUAACCCUAAUGUAUACAUUUUACCUAAUUUCAACAAAUAAUAUUUGUAAAACAUAUUAAAGAAUAUAAUUAAAUAAUCAUGAAAACAAUAUAAUUAGACAAAUUACCUAAGGCCACCAAGCACUGUAGGGCAUCAUCAUUGAACAACUUGUAUAGUCUGGAUCAAUAGUGGGAGAAGCUUGUCGAGGGGAAACAUAAAACCUCCCAUUUGUGCUUAUACAAAGAAGAGAUGAUUGAGGGGGAUUCUUAGGCUCUGUCUUAAGGGAGAGGCUAACUAUACUCGUACUUUUGCUGACAACUAUGCUAGCCUAUUAGAGUACUCCUUCUUCUGUUGUGCCUGUAUAUCAUCAUACUCCUUUUUCAUCUCGCUGAUCUCAUCCUUUUUCUCUUGUUUGAUUUGUUCUCUAAUAUUCUUGAGGACCUCCUCAAAGAUAAGGGCUUUACUAUGUUGACUUGAUGAAGGACCAAAGAAUUGACAGAUGCCAAAAUAUUUUCCACAACCAAUAUGUCCUCAUGGCCUUCUGAAGUGAAGGUACCCUGUGUGCUCUACUCCACCAAGUCAUCCUACGACCAAAAAUUUCAAGGUUUAAUGCUUCUAUGGACAUCUACAUUGCCUGUACCUUCAGCUAUUGGUUCGGCCUUUGCGGCCAUAGUCUUCCUUGGAAUUGGAAAAAGUGGUCAAAAGCUUUCAGAAAAUUUCCUUGAGUAUCAGUUUGAAGAAAAAAUUAAACCAAAGAAACAAGGGGGAAAAGAUGGAAGCACACAAGACAGAAAUGAGAGAAGCCUCGGACACACAAUUUUUGUUAAUAUCUGGUUGUUCUUUCCACUGGUUGUUGGAUAUAUCAUAACAGUUUGCCUUGAUUUCGUCUUCCAUGAUGCAACACUCGAGGACCUAUUCAGAUUUUCUGCACUUCUCAUGGGAGCGACUCAUCUGUUGUUCCUCAUCGGUUCUUUGGGUUAUAGCCGCCAAGAAUUACCCGUUGAAAGCGAUCUAAGCAAGAUCCAUAGAAUCUUCAUCACAGCUUUACGGAAACUGAGUUUAAAAUAUCCAACCUCAUCGAAUUCUUAUUACUGGAAGGGCUACAAGCAGCAACACACGUAUACUCGUGGUGAAGGAGUAAGGUUAUUGCCACGAGUUCCACGGCUAUUCAGGUGGUUGGACAAAGCGGCCAUAGUUAAAUCAGAAGAAGAAGAAGAUUCAAGACAUCAUAGAGAGAGUAUUGAUACGCAAGAAAAGAAAAAGAAGAUUUGCACUGUGAAGGACGUGAGAGAUGUCAAAAGCCUUGUUCAUAUAAUUUACCUUGGCCUUACCAUCUUUCCUUAUAGUUUACUCAUUGCCUCUGGGGACACUUUCUUUGUUGCCCAAGCAAGUGAGUUGAAAUCAGUUAUGAAUAAAAGAGGUAACGAUAUCUCUAUUCUAUUCUUGAUCAAAUCCGUGGCGACUGACAUGUCAGAGUUUACUUGUUUUCUCAUCAGUCUUCCCUUUCGAAAGAAACAAAAAUCAAGAGUAGCAAGAUUCAUUUGGGAAAGAAAAGCAGCGACAAUCAUGAGGAUUGGAUUUGGCAUUACGUGUGCAGUAAUAUGCGGCAUCAUAGCAUGGCAAGUGGAGAUGCGCAGGUUGUCGUCAAAGUUUACAACAGUGGCUUUGGUUCCGCAAUUUGUGUUACUAGGAAUGACAGAGGGACUUGUUGACGGGGGAAUAGAAAGAUUAUUCGAUGACCAUGUAGCGAAAUCGUUGUCGAAUUUUGAGGAUUCGUUUAGUGAGUUGGUGGUUGGUGGUGGAAAACUUCUGAUUAUACCAAUUGUGUGGAUUUUCAGCGGGUGGAUCAAGGAAACAAUCGACGAUAGCCAUUUGGACAGGUACUAUCUGAUGUUGGCGAUAAUGAACGCUGUGCUGCUUCUAGCUUUUGCAUACUACUCCGUUACCUAUGCAUACAAGGAAGUGUGUCCCGAAGAUGAGAAGGUAACCACAGAGGAAAGAGUGGAUCAUGCACAUCAACCAGACUCAGAAGACGCCUAUCAGGAAAAUACCUACCCAUUGAAAAUGGGAAAGAGUGGAUCAUUCCCAUAACAAGUGUAGUGUUCAGGAAAAUACUUUUUGUUUUCUAAUGUAAUAUUAGUUAUCACAAGUGAAUGUUCACUUUAUUGAAAAUGUCAUCGACCAAAACACCUUAUUCAUCUCUGUCCACAAGGGAAUCAAAGUACACAAAUGAAUUGUCGUCUAUUUCAUGAUUGAAUCCUCAAUGAUAAGGAAAAAAUAUUAGUUAUA
Molecule: messenger RNA, 2592 nt
Organism: Vigna angularis (adzuki bean)
Lineage: Eukaryota; Viridiplantae; Streptophyta; Magnoliopsida; Fabales; Fabaceae
Product: protein NRT1/ PTR FAMILY 5.4-like
Exons: 2
Coding region: 829-2394 (521 amino acids)
Biological process (GO): transmembrane transport
Cellular component (GO): membrane
Molecular function (GO): transmembrane transporter activity
Source: RefSeq, a predicted model, not a curated record